Molecule: messenger RNA, 489 nt
Organism: Didymosphaeria variabile
Lineage: Eukaryota; Fungi; Ascomycota; Dothideomycetes; Pleosporales; Didymosphaeriaceae
Exons: 1
Coding region: 1-489 (162 amino acids)
Source: RefSeq, a predicted model, not a curated record
AUGUACUGGACAACUCAAACUCUUAUCAUCCACCCUCUGCUACGCUCCGCACCUAUCCCUUUGUCUCCACAUGAGUACAUUUUCGCCCUUAAAGCACUAAUGAUCCUCAUCAACCCUCUGUCCGCUCACCUCCUUCCCCUCUUCCGCGCCUACAAUGCCGCUCGCUCACAUCAACCGUCCCCUUUCCCAGCUACAUACCCCUUCUCUCUCGAUGAAGAGAUUCGCCACAUCGAGCUGAAGAUUAUGUACGCGCAUAUCGUCCUGCUAUUAGGAGAGAUCAGGGCUCAUUACGAAGACUUUUGCUAUUUGUACGGCGCGUAUGGAGUUGGGGAGGUGUGCGAGAUGGUGCGGGAGAUGGGUUGGGAAUGGGCAGAGUGGAAGGGUUUGGUCAGUGAAUGGGAUGAUCUGAGGUAUUUAGUAGAGGAUGAGGGGCUCGAGAGGUUUUACAGAGACGAGCGGGGAGAGAGAAAGAAGUCAGACGAAGCAUGA